CCCCCCCCCCCAGGUGCUCUAGUUUUCUCCCACAUCUGAAAGGAAUGUUGGUUAGUAGGCUAGUUGGCUACUGUAAAUUACCCCAUGCAUAGGUGGGUGAUAGUAAGGUAAGGAAGGAGUUAAUGGGUUUGUGAAAGAGAAUUGCACUGAACCAGCAGACUCGAUAUGCUGAACAGCCUUCCAUGCCAUUAUGAAAUGGCAUUUUUAUGAGAAUUGAGUCAUUGGAACUCUGCUUCCACUGCCUUUCGAAGAAGAGUGUCUUUGAAUAACUUUUUUUGGAGAUAGAUGUGUAUGUGGAGUUGAGGUUACCGUCAGAUCAACCAUGAUCUCAUUAUAUGGUGCAGUACACUCAAGAGGCCGAGAAGACUACUAUUGCCCCUAGGUCGUACGCCUGUUUUCCCAGUUCUGAUGAAAGAAUAUUGAGUUGAAGCGAGAUGUUGCCUGACUUGCUGAGUAUUCCCAGCAAUUUUGUUUUAUUUCAGACUUCCAGUAUCGGCAGUUAUUUUUGUUUUUGAUUUUUUUUUUUGCUGCCCCAUUUCUACAUUUUUUAGAGUUAAGUGUGAACGGACACUGCAAAAUAAACAAGUGGGAAUUAACUGCAGCUUCGGUGCAACCUAAACUUCCAACGACCGGCCAUGAGAGGAGAGGAUCGGCGUCUGCGCGCCGCCUCGACGCGUCUCGCGGGCGCGCCGCGGGGAUGUGGGCGGGGUUUGCCAUGCGCGCACACAAAGCUAGCGGCGGGGCCCCGCGUGUUACUGGGGAGACGUGCUCGAGUGGCGGCUCCGCUGAAACUCAGGGACUUUACUCCAGUUACGAGAGCGAUCGAGGAUCGGUUACGAGCGGUCCUAGAUCUGUUGAUGUGACCAACACUGUCAUUGUACGCUGUGACCGAAUCUGAUUAAAGGCAGUCAUGUGAUAAAAGGUGACAAGGAUGACCGUUACUGAAAGGCUGCGUGAAAAGAUAUCGCAGGCAUUCUAUAACCACGGGCUUUUCUGUGCAUCUUACCCGAUUCCCAUUAUCUUUUUCACUGCUAUGUGUAUUUUAACAUGCUGUUAUCCCUUAUUGAAGCUACCUCUGCCAGGAACAGGGCCAGUGGAGUUUACAACGCCUAUAAAGGAUUACUCUGUACCCCCAGUUGAAGCAAAUCCAGGACACACCGAGCAGUCUGAUAGACCGGAUUGGUAUUUCGGACCUCCAGUUGCAUAUAUACAACAGAUAUUUGUAAAAGCCAUCGUGUCCCCUUGGAACAAAAACUUAAUUGCUGUUGAUGUGUUCCGUGCCCCACUCUCAAAAGUGUUUCAGCUGGUGGAAGAAGUAAGAAAUCAUGUCUUUCAAGACAGUACUGGCAUGAAAAGCCUAGAAAAUAUCUGUCUCCAGGUCACCGAUCUACUUCCUGGGUUGAAGAAGUUGCAGGGUCUACUUCCUGAGCAUGGCUGCCUCCUCAUCUCUCCAGCUAACUUUUGGAAAAACAGUCGGGAUCGCUUUGAUUCUGAUCCAGAUAUUAUUAGCACCAUCCACCAAUAUGAGCCUAAGACUCUGCAAACAUCUGCUUCACUCAAAGAUUUGCUCUUUGGAGUGCCUGGGAAGCACAGUGGAGUCAACUUGCACAAUCGCAAAAGGGUAGUCUCCUAUGCCAUCACUGUCAUCCUGCAUAGGUAUCACUCGAGAUUUCUAAAAAGUCUUCGAUUGCGGUUAAAGCAGCUUCAUCCUAGUACUAACAGCACGUUGAGGGAAGAUCAGAUAGUCCAUGUCCAUUUUAAGGAAGAAAUUGGCAUUGCUGAGUUGAUUCCUCUGGUCACGACGUACAUCAUUCUUUUUGCAUACAUUUACUUCUCUACCAGGAAGAUUGACAUGGUGAAAUCAAAAUGGGGUCUUGCACUUGCAGCAGUGGCAACUGUUCUUAGCUCCCUUCUUAUGUCAGUCGGUCUAUGCACACUUUUUGGCCUUACACCUACUUUGAAUGGAGGAGAGAUCUUUCCUUAUCUUGUUGUGGUCAUUGGUUUGGAGAAUGUGCUUGUACUUACCAAGUCAGUUGUCUCCACUCCUGUGGAUCUUGAAGUCAAACUACGAAUAGCACAAGGUUUGAGCAAUGAAAGUUGGUCCAUAAUGAAGAACAUGGCUACUGAACUCAUUAUCAUACUGAUUGGUUACUUCACCCUGGUUCCAGCUAUUCAGGAAUUUUGUCUAUUUGCUGUGGUUGGACUCGUUUCCGACUUCUUUCUGCAGAUGUGUUUCUUCACAACGGUAUUGUCCAUUGAUAUCCGCCGCAUGGAGCUUGCUGACCUGAAUAAGCGCCUUCCUGCAGAGGCUGUGCAAGAAAUCUCCGAUCAAAUGAGGCUGUCUCGUUCCAAGUCAGUUCCAAGACAGAAGAGAUAUGAGCGACAGCCUACAAUGCGGCCUUCAGCUCCUUACACCAUCUCCCUGCAACCUUCUUCUUUUAGAAACUUACGGCUACCGAAGAGACUGAGAGUAGUAUAUUUCUUGGCUAGGACGCGACUUGCACAGAGGAUUAUCAUGGUGGGGACUGUCAUAUGGAUUGGGAUCCUUGUAUACACUGAUCCUGCUGGCCUCAGGACAUUGCUAACAGCACAGGUGACUGAGCAGAGCCCACUCGGGGAGAAUGGCUUGGCAUCCAUUGCGGUACCACCAGGAGUUUUCCAAAGGGGAGAUGCUAAGGAUGGUUUGCCUGGCUUCCCAUCAGAUGUCAGCCCAGCACUGGAGAACCAGUCACGUGACACAGAUCAGAGCAAGAAUUCAAAUCCUCUUGAUGCCUUACCCAUGAUCUCUCCUGAAAAUAUAACUGAUGAUGGCAAAGAGCAGGUCCGUAGUGAGGCCAAUCUCCCAGAAAAUGAUUUCAAAGUGGAGAUUACAUGGGGAGCUCAAGAUGAGGAGAUGUGGCGGAAGCUUUCUUUCCGACAUUGGCCAACACUCUUCAGUUAUUACAAUAACACUUUGGCAAGGAAGUAUGUCAGUAUUCUUCCCAUCAUCCCAGUCUCCUUCCAUCUGAGUCUGCAAGAUGCACUGGAUGCAAGACACCCUCAAGAUGCGAAGCGAUACCAUUCCAUGUUCCCAGCAGAUUACGGAGAGGCAAAAAACAUUGAUGGAAACUGGGCAAAGGAUCUAAAUAAGCAGCAUACUUCCUCUAAAUCACAUGUUCAUUUGGAUGUCACACUUUACAAAGUUGGAGCACUUGGGCUGGCAUCUGGAGUCCUCCUUGUAAUUUUGCUCUUCUGCUUGUAUAAAGUGUUCUGUCCAAAAACUUACGGCCAGGGUGGUCUCUCUCAUGGGAGAAGGCGACGUGGAGACCUACCCUGUGAUGACUAUGGUUACUCACCACCCAUCAGUGAAACCCUGCCACUAAUUUUGAAGGGACAUUUAAUGGAUAUUGAAUGCUUGGCCAGUGAUGGGAUGUUGUUAGUCAGCUCCUGCCUCUCUGGACAGAUCAGAGUGUGGGAUGCACAGACCGGUGAUUGUCUGACUAUCAUAUCAAACUCAAGGCAAUGGAGGGACAGCAACAUUUACCAUGAGCGGCAAGAAAGCCGGGAGUAUAUAUCAGAUCCUGAAAAUGGAGAAGAUGAUAUAUACGAGAAUGGAUACAACUACCAGAGGAGACUGACUCCGACCCAACCCCUUCUUUUCACCGAUCAGCCAGAUCUAUCCAGUUUGAUAGACACCAACUUUGCAGAGCAGAUGAAAGGAGAGUCUGCAGUUCCCAGGCAGCGAAUUAUUUCUGAAUGUUCACAAGAAACUGGCUAUGACUUUGGUCGAGCUUAUGAUAAAGCGUAUGAGGAUCAUAAAAUGCUGAAUGUGCAAAACCUGAGGAGUUAUCCAUCUCGCCCAGCACCUCUGAAGUCUUCUCAAACAUCAGUGACUCUAAACUCACAAGGCUGGGAUGACUGCCGCAACCACAGGAGGCGGAGUUUAGGAGAUGAGCCAUUUCCUGUGUGUGAGAAAACCUCACCCUUUUCUAUGUGGGGUGGAGACUGUGAAAGUUCUGUUUGGAGUUUAGGUAUACAGGGCAACCUGAUUGUAACAGGAAGAAGCAAUGGGCGACUUGAGAUAUGGAAUGCUGCAGAUGGAAUGCUACGUUGCAGUAGUGAAGAGGGUUCGUCAGGGAUAACAGCACUGGCAUUUAUCACAAACAGAAUUGUUACAGCAAGACUGAAUGGUUCAUUAGAUUUCUAUUGUUUAGACACCGAUAAGACUUUUAACCAGCUACAGUACCGAGGAACACCCAACAGGUGCAGCAUCCCCUCAUCGCCAGUUUUCAACAGUGAUGAUGUCAUUGUUUGUCAGUUGACCCACAUGGUUCCUUGUGCACAUCAAAAGCCCAUCACAGUACUGAAAGCAGCUGCUGGCCGUGUAGUAACUGGUAGUCAAGAUCACACGCUGAGAAUAUAUCGGCUUGAGGACUCCUGUUGCCUUUAUACUUUGCAGGGUCACUCAGGAGGGAUCACUGCGGUUUAUAUAGACCAGACAAUGACACUGGCUAGUGGAGGGCAAGAUGGGGCUAUUUGUCUCUGGGAUGUAUUAACCGGAAGCCGAAUGAGUCACAUGCAUGGUCAUCGUGGUGAUGUUGUUUCUCUCAUCUGUACCUCAAGCUGUGUGAUCAGUGGUGGACUGGAUGACAUCAUCUGUAUAUGGGAUCGCAGUACUAGUAUCAAACUCUACUCCUAUUCGCAGGACAUGGGUUGCGGAGCUAGUCUGGGGGUGAUAUCCGAUAACCUUCUCGUGACUGGGGGUCAAGGCUGCGUCAGCCUCUGGGACAUUGGCUACGGGGACUUGCUUCAGACUGUCUACCUGGGCAAAAGUAAUGAGUUGCAGCUUGUUCGACAGCUACUGGUCUUGGACAAUGCUGCCAUCGUGUGUGACUUUGGCAGUGAACUUAGCCUUGUUUACUUCCCAUCUGUGCUGGAGAAACUAGACUGAAUGAAGGAGGGAGUAUUAUCUAAUGAGGCUAUGCCUUCAAGGAAGAAGCAUUGAUGCAAAUUUGCAAUCAUGGUCCUGAGUUUUUGUGUGACUAGAGAUGUGAUACACUGGACGGUUAGAAACUCAAGUGCAUGGGGAGAAAUCUGCACAAUAUGCUUGGGGAUCUUUGUGUCAGCGAGCAGAAACAAAGCAAAAUUUUAAUUUUAUAAUUUAUGUAACAAAGCUUCAGGACUGCAGUGCAUGGUGCAGGUACAACAAAUCUGCCCUAAAGCACUUCAUUGAGAUAACAAGCACGUUAAAGUUUAGAAAUCAGGCCUGAUUUUAUAAAAUUGCUUCAUGUGAAUUAGACAUAAACUGUGACGCAGAGAUAGCGCAGAGAUAUUAUUUUUUAAAUUAAUUUUUUAAAAGUGCAUUAAAGAAUUAAGUUUAAGAAAGGAGAGCGCUGUGCAAGAGAUGUUUAAAAAGUAACCACACUCAUGCAGACUGUGAGCAGUAGGUAAGAAGAAAAAUAUUGAAAUUGCAAGAAAGCUAAACAAAGAGGAGAAAAUUCUGGCAAUAUGUAACUGGUUUGUCAGCACCAGUAAGGAAAAGAGAUGAGAUAAAUUAUUCUUUAAAAUACCAUCAAACCAGUUGUAAUGCCAACUUUUCAUUAAAUGCCUUUUUUUCUCUCAAGAAAAAAAAUGAAAUGUGUUGAAAUACAGAACAAGGGAGCUUAUUUAUAACUGAAGACUUCUUAAAUUGAGGCACCACCUGUCUAGUCAAUCAACCUACUUCAUGGAAUGAUCUUAACCCAAAAUAUUAGCUUGUUUACAUGUGCUGAUGACCUCUGUGUAAGUCAGACAUUCUCUGUUAUUAAAACAGAAUAAUCCUGUUAUAGUUGGCAGAGCUGUUCAGCACUCAACAGUGUUUCUGCCUCCUACCACUUCUCUCGUAGUCACCUCCUCAACCUUCAGCAGCACUGCUUCUCACAGUAACAAGAGCCCCUUGAGUAUGUUCCACCACUAAUUAAAUUGUUAUUAAUCUGUACCUCAGCUCCAUGUACAACCCGUAGAACCCUUUUUGAUCAAGUUGCUGCCUAAUAAGUGCUCACAUCUUUACUUUAUUCAUUACUUUUGAUCUUGAAACAGCAUUCUGAAUGAAGCUCUUCUCGGUUAUUUAAAUUGCUGACCAGCAUUGCUCAAGAGUGCAGUCUUUCGGGACAGAAAUCGCUGCACUCCUCUGUCUUUAUAGAGCUUGGCUGGAUGCAAGCACUGGCUUAAAAAUAGACUGCAUUAUUGUAGCACCAUAUCUGUAGGCAUUGACAACACAGCCACUUCACAACAAAGGCCAGUUAACAGGCCCAUUAGUAGUAAUAUUAUCUAAGUAUUACAAUUCAACAAAUUGCUUUUCAACAGUUGGAACUGCCAGGAAAUAUUCACACUGUUUGGAUCAGAAUCUAAUGGAUAAAGGCCUAUUUGGUACAUCAUGCCUGUGCCCACUCUCCAAAACAGCUAUGCAUUUAGUACCUUUCCCUAUUUCUUUCCCAAUACAUCUAUUUUACUGUUCAUUUUGAAAACUUUACCCAUUUUUCUAAGCAAUGAAUUUUCACUAGAUUUCACCUAAAUCCUCUGUACUCAGAUGAUUAUAAAAACAAUUACAAUCAUUUUAACAGUUACAAAAAUAUCAUGUGGGAUACCAUUUUGGACGGUCAACAGUUACCAUUAUUUCAUACUGUGCUUGCUGUAAAAGGAUUCUUUUGGUUGUUUAAUCAAGGAAUUUGGUCAGAGCAUUUAGUCAAAUAUUAUCAAUGUGCAUUUUGUUUUUGUUGCCAUAUGCAAAAUUGAUGGCUGUUUGCUAAUUAUGAAUAUCACUCUACAUUACUGGCAUGUUGCAAACAGUGUUUGAAAAUAUAAUAUUUUGAUUAUGCAGAUAAAGGUAGUCAGACCUGGUUGAGGAUGGUCUGUGAAUCGUGGGGGUAUAAGCUGAAUUUAUUAUCUUCUUUCCGCCUCCUCCAUGCUUCCUAGUCACCAACUUGUCAGGAUAGGUCCGCAAAGCUGAGGUGGGUGAUGGAUAAAUGAGUAAUAUUGCUGAAAUUUUGUAAUUUCCCUGACAUCCAACAGCUCAGUGUUUUCUCCCCAACCAAUUGCAAAUGCAAUCUCUCAUAGCUCAGUUAUGUUGCACUUUUAAUUUCUCAGAACAAUUAAUUUUCACUCAUAUAGAGAAAAGAUACUAAAUUAGCGGAGGAGAGAAUUACAGAGUUUGUUUUCAAAUUCUGUAUUGAUGAAAACUUGAUCAGAACUCUCUAUUACUGCUUGCUUAAUUCAAAAUAUUUAUUGUGUGUAUAUUUUUUUUAAAGAUUUACUGUAAUGCAGGGUUUUUAAGAUCAAGUUGAUGUCACUUAUUUAUAAGGAGUAACUGUAAAGGGUGAUGAACAGUAAUGGAAAUUUCUCCCAUAUCACACUACUGAUAGGAUGUUGGUCAGAGUCUUUGCCUGGGUACUGUAGCCAAUUGUGGCCAGGAGGCUGGAGGAGACUUCCUAGUCAGCCACUGGGGCAUCAUACCUUUUGACUUUGUGACCCACUUCCUGUUUUUUCUGUUUGUUUCCCUAUGGCUCUGCCUUUUCUGUUAUUCUCACGUCUGUAUUCUUGUACUUCAUAUGUUUUAUUUUUUUUCACCAGUUUGUCGCAAGUCCCUUAGUUGCUCUUUCAUAUUUCUAUCCUAUUCCAACUCUUUUUCUGAGCAUCUGUUUCUCUGUGUCCAUUUCUCUUGCUUCAGUCUGUGCAUUCCACCAUCUUCCCUUUUUCAAUCUUUGUCCCUCUAGCCUCUGUUUUGCACUUCACUGUAACAGUGCUGAUGAGUUCAGGGCCUUGGAACCAAGUAGGGAAAUUAACUUUGUGACCCCAAAAUGCUGCUGCAUUGAGCAUAUGUUUUUUUUUUCUAAUUACAGACUCUUUUUAUUCAAAGCAGAGAGAUUGUUUAAUAUUUAAAGACAGAAUUGUGUGUAGAAUUUUUUAAGAGAAAAAAAAAUGUAUUUGUUUAUUGUGAUUUCUGGCUGGAUACUGUGCACACUACCAUUAUUUGAAAGCUUAUCUGAGAGCGUUCUAAACACACUCUGCUCUCCUUUUCAUCAAUGGAAGUUUUCCUUUCAGGUUUCCAUCUGAAUAGGUCUCUUGAACGUAAAUAAAUUAUCUGCAGACUCUCUUCUGUUUUUUUUAAAUGUUAGAGAUUGUUAGAAAAUCAAAAUUAGAAAAAUGUACAGAACCAAAGAAUAUUUCUUAAUCUUAUCAUUUUUUGGAACAAGCUUUUAAUAAAAAAACAUGCAAA
This is a messenger RNA of Pristis pectinata (smalltooth sawfish), 8233 nucleotides long. RefSeq names its product SREBF chaperone (gene scap). Gene Ontology annotation, biological process: SREBP signaling pathway. The record is from RefSeq and is a predicted model, not a curated record. Gene Ontology annotation, molecular function: protein binding; sterol binding. The transcript is spliced from 23 exons. Bases 932 to 4930 code for a protein of 1332 amino acids. Lineage: Eukaryota; Metazoa; Chordata; Chondrichthyes; Rhinopristiformes; Pristidae. Gene Ontology annotation, cellular component: endoplasmic reticulum membrane; Golgi membrane.